CGGCCCUUUCACAACAGGCCCAGGGAGGAGGCGGUGGGACGGGACGGGACUCUAGGGCGGAGCUGGGGCACCGGGCGCCUCUCCCUGCCCGUGCGGAGGCAGCUGCGCGGGGCCCGGCCAUGGCCACGGCCACGCUGAAGCUGCUGGUGGUUGGGGACAGCGCGGUGGGGAAGUCCAGUCUCUUGCUGAGAUUCACCGAUGACACGUUUGAGCCGUACUUGAACCCCACGAUAGGUGUUGAUUUUAAAGUGAAGAAAAUGGUGGUUGACGGCAAACCAGUGCAACUUGCAAUAUGGGAUACAGCGGGACAGGAACGGUUUAGAACACUGACCCCCAGUUAUUACCGAGGCGCUCAAGGUGUUAUUUUAGUGUAUGAUGUCACGAGAAAAGACACUUUCACAAACCUAAUGACCUGGCUGAACGAGCUGGAGGCAUAUGCUACGCGGAGCAACAUUGUAAAAAUGUUAGUUGGCAAUAAAAUUGACAAGCCAGAUCGUGAGAUAAACAAAAGGGAGGGACUCCAGUUCGCUAGGAAACACUCAAUGCUCUUUAUAGAGACCAGUGCUAAAACACGGGAUGGAGUACAAUGUGCCUUUGAGGAAGUGGUUAUAAAGAUCCUACAGACUCCAGGACUUUGGGAUAAAGACAAACAAAAGUUUGGAGUCCAGUUGGAGACUGCAACACACACAGAGGAAGACGUUUGUGGUGGAUACUGUACACUUACUUAAAUUCACAGAUGCCUAUUCCAUCCGACCAGCUGGACUUUCAGGCAUGUUGCUAAGAGCUUACAAAGAGACAAUCCAACUUCCAUUCUGGACACAUGUGAUUCAUACUAUGGGACCAACCCAGAUGGGUUCAUUUCAGCACACCUGUCUGGUUUUAAAAUAAUAGAUUUGAUGGUUACUAUGUUGGCAAAAAUGGAAUGGAUAUUUAUUUGUAUGAAGCAUGGUACCUCUUGCUCUGACAUUCUUUGCUCAAAAAAUAAGACUGCAGUGUCAGAUAGCAGCAGAAUGUUAUUCGUCAUAAGGCUAAUAAUAGAGCCAAGCUGUCCAACCCUCAGGCUUUAUUGAAAAGCUUUCAAUCUCUACAGUAAGCGUGCAAGGUCCUCAGGCAGCCAAGUUCCCUUGAAGUGUUGAAAAGACACUUCCCAUGCUACAAUCUGGGAUAAUCACUGAUUCUACCUCCCUGUUUCAGGUGCUUUUAUGUGCUGGAACUCCCUCUGAGACCUUUUCCAUUCGACUUAUCCAGAACAUUUCAUCCAGUUCUCUCGGAUCCAAAAACUCAGUUCAACUCCAGCUCAUCACUCGGUUACUUCAUUAGGCAUGGAACAGCUCUGUGCCCACACUAGCCAGGCCUAGACGCAGGUGGGUUAGAUACAGGGUGACACACAUUUUUCCAGCUACUACCAUCUAUACUUUUUAAAUGUAAUUGGUUUGGACAUCAUAUGGAUCAUGUAAGGACCAGUUGCUUUGCAGAUUGCAUAGGGCCCAAUCACUUCUGUCUUCACCUUAGGUACAUUUCAAGCUUAUCAGUUCAAAGUGCCCCCAUUUACCUCAGCUAGUUCAAAAACACUGUCUCCGGAAGACUAGGGUGACCAGAUUACAUCAACAAAAUAUUGGGACACAUGGGGGGUGGGGGGCAGGUCCGGAGUGCCGCCGAAGCAAAAAAAAAACCCAACAAAAAAAACCCGAGCCAGAAUAUCGGGACAAAUGGCGUCCUGACCAUACAUUUGUCGGGACGCGGGCCAAACGACUAAAUAUCGGGACGGUCCCGAUUUUAUCGGGACGUCUGGUCACCCUACAGAAGACAGCCUGUCAUACCCUUGUUUUACGGUUUAACCUUGCACUCAACGUGAGCUAUAUGCAAGUUGAUUCAUGACCAGCGAGCUCUAGGCCUACAUUAUGUAGUAUAUGUUGCUGCUGAAUGUUCCCAAGUCAGAUGUAAUCCAGCUGCCUAUCCAAAAUACUCUUGGUGAGGACAGUCAUCAUUUCAGUGUCACACUCUUGGGAGGUAGGCUUUUUCCACUGACUUUUCUGUUGCAAACCCAGGCGUUUACAUGCAGCUCUGUGUAGAUUUACUCCUCACUGUUUCUUACGUAAUUUCUACCAACAGCUAGGAUCAGUGACUAUUAGAACUGUAUUGUUUUAGGCUCUAAUUCCACAAGCUACUUCUGUAAUGCAGAUCCCCAUUGCAAUUAACAGGGCUGUGUGUGGGCACAGUGGUCUGCCCGGGUGGAGCAUCUUGCAGGAUCAGGAAUGUAAUCAGUGUUUCUUCAAACUGUGAAUGUGAUCAAUAAAAAAUCUGGUUUAAAGCUACGUGACAGCAA
Molecule: messenger RNA, 2326 nt
Organism: Chrysemys picta bellii (western painted turtle)
Lineage: Eukaryota; Metazoa; Chordata; Testudines; Emydidae
Source: RefSeq, a predicted model, not a curated record